AGAAAGAGAGAAAGAAAACGCACCCAUCCAUUUUUUUUUUUUUUUUUUGUUUGUUGGUUUUUCUAAUUCGUCUAUAUUAUCAUCCCUCGUUUCGUGUCGCUUUUUGGCGGUUUUAAGGCUUUGCAGUUUCGAACAUUCGCUCGAAUUUCUCUCACUCUCUCUCUCUCCAUCGCUCACUCACAGAUUGUCUGAGCUUACAGAUCGGAGAGUUUGAGGUCGCUGGGAUUUACUUUUACCGAUGAAUGAGGCACAAUGAGCCAACUGAUGCAUCAUUGAAACUGUCAUUUCAAGCUUAAGAGGAUAAAUGAUAUGGAUAAACAAGCACAUUUUCAUAAGAAGGUUGCUAACAUGAAAUGCCAGAGGGUAAAAAAAGAAGAAUCAUUUGUUUCUGCUUUAGACGAUGAAGCGAUUGAAGUUGAGAACUUACUUGCGGAACCAAAAAAUGAGCAUGUUUCAGUAGAUGGUGUCCUGAGCUUUGGUGGGGAGAAUCUGGGAAAAGGCUUGCAAAUGGAUGAUUUCUCCUGUGGAUUUGAGUAUGGACUAAGAACAAAUAGUGGUGGGUUGGAUUCUAAUACUACUCAGGAAGGAGAAGAUUUACAACUUGAAGUUCUUGAUGGAUUUCUGGAUGAAGUUGAGGAAGUAGAUGAUCUGGAAGCGACACAUGGUCUCUCCAAUGCAUGUGAAGAUUUUCUUCUGGACAUUGAAUUUGAGAAAGUUGAAUUGAUUUCUGGUCCUCGUGUGGGAUCAUACGUGGGAAACUCAAGCUCGGAGAGUCAGUCUCCUGGAUUAAGUGGAAGUAGUAAUGGUGCUGUAGGGAUUUCAGAGUCAUCAACAGUGACUAUUCCAACAUCCGAAUGCAAGAAUGGUGCUAUUAACAAGGCAUUAACCUGUGAGUUACAUGGUGGCUUCAGGAGCAAAUGUGGAUGUCAAACACCAGCUGAAGGCCUUGCUUCACUUGAAUUAAGGAAAUUUGAUGACUUUGAUAAUGACGAUAAGAGCUUUUUAGAAGCGAGCAAGAUUGGUGGAGUUCUUAGAGAGAAGAGAUUGCGUAAGCCUACUAGGAGGUACAUUGAAGAAGUUCCAAAUAAAAAACCGAAAUGUUUGAAGGGAAGAGAAAAAUAUUUGGCUGCUGCUACAAAAGAUACAAGUCUGAAGGUUAGAUCUCAUAGUGAACUUCAUAAUGUGAGACGUAGAGCAUUAACAGUAGUUCAUGGGGAGAAACCUUUGCGUGUUGCUAGUAUUCAGUCAGUGUCUGAAGUUCGGGCACGGAGGGGACGGCCAAAGAAACAGGCGACAAAACAGGCGCCAAUUUUGCUGCCUGAAUCUGAUGAGGAACCUCUCUCAUCUGAGUCUGAAGAUGACCGUGUGACAAAGAAAAAAUCUAAAAAGCAUGAUCGGAGAAAGCAUCAAAGGAUGUGGACCCUUUCCGAGGUGAUGAAGUUGGUUGAUGGUAUUUCUGAUCAUGGAAUAGGCCGAUGGACUGAUAUAAAGAGGAACCUGUUUUCAGCAUCUGCUUAUCGCACUCCUAUUGAUCUCAGGGACAAAUGGCGAAAUCUUUUGAGAGCUAGCGGUGCACAAAAAGCAAGCAAAAAAGGGGUUGAGCAGAAGCAGGAGCAUGCCUUGCGUCCCUUACCAACUUCUUUGCUAAAACGAGUCCGUGAACUAGCCAAAAUUCAUCCAUAUCCAAGGGUGCGCAUGUCAAAGAAAUCAAGUCUAGGUCAAGUUGCCCCUCUCAUGCUUCCUGGGCCAAGUAAAGGUGCACCAUCUAAUCUUGGCGGAGGAAGAACUGUACGUAGGAAGAACUGUACUUGAAGGACCAUUUCGCCAUCUGCAGUAAAGCAAUAGUCAGGAAUAUUAAAUUAAUUUUUAGUUGUAAAAAUCUGCAUUUUGGAUUACAAAUCUUGUUAGCUAUGCUCUGCACAUAAACAUCUAAUUCUCGGAUCUUCUCAAAACUCUGGUUAGAGAAUGUGAUGUAUGUUGCAAAAGUGUCUAAAAUUUCCAUUGUAAUAGAUGCUAGCAACUAACUGAUAUGCUUAAACAAUAGUAGUUUAUCUUUGACAAUUCGAAACCCCAUGCACGGCCUGAUGUUCUUAACGGCCUUGGUUUAAAGGGUCGAUUAUGUAAAAAGUCUUUUUCUCUGAUUUAGAAUUAUUAUUGCUGAUGA
Quercus lobata is the source of this 2164-nucleotide messenger RNA. It is a transcript of the gene TRFL8, whose product is annotated as TRF-like 8. The record is from RefSeq and is a predicted model, not a curated record. NCBI's taxonomy places the organism in Eukaryota, Viridiplantae, Streptophyta, Magnoliopsida, Fagales, Fagaceae. The transcript is spliced from 10 exons. The coding region runs from base 310 to 1812 and encodes 500 amino acids.